AUGGAGAUGGCCUCUACUUGCUUAGAUCGGGUCUUACUUGAUCUCCAGUUGCUCCUGGACAACCACCAAACGCACUAUCAGUUUGUACCUUCCCACCUUGUGGAAGCGAUUAAAGACAUUAAAUUGCUCAAAUUAUUUCUUAUCUGUGCAAGAAAGUGGAGCAGCAGCAAUGAUUUGUAUUUCGAAUCUUAUAAUGACGUUAAGAAGGCGAGUCUUCCUUUCUUCUUAUCUGAUAUAAACAAAACAGUUCUUGGUGCAACAGAAUCGAGCCCCAGCAAGAAGGUGAGUCUUCAUUCUUGCAUAUCUUACAUUGAAGAUGUCGUUAACAAAUAUGAGGAGUUUAACAAAUAUGAGGAGGAGAUUGACUAUCUUUCCAGUAGAUCAGAAACUGAUGCAGCAGUCACUUUUAUUGUUUGCCAUGAAGUGAUCCCCGAAUUUUUGAAACAGAUCAAAUCAUUCAAGCAAGAAAUCAUCCAAGUGUACAUUACUCUGAUAAGCUGCGGCUCAUUGCAUUUGAAUUCUUGCAUGAGAGAUGAUGAACUUGUGGAAUUUAUAGACUUCAUUCUACAAAAUUUGGUGGAUCUGCUAACUGUUAUGUCAUCUGGUUAUGGGGCUUUGCUUGCUCAACUUCGCGCCCUUGAAAAAAAGCUAACAUUCUUGAAAAGUUUCAUUCUCUUUGCCAAAUUGCGAGGAACGGUAGAUAUUCCUUCCUUGCUAUUUACUCACAUUGAAGUCGUGGUGUUGAUCGCAGCAUGCCUCUCUUACAUGUGUUCCCUCUGGGACGAUGCUGAGGCAAUGUACAAUCCUGAGCACUGCUCUAUCAUAUGUGAACAACUGGAGAUGAUCAAACCAGUUGAUAUUCACGUCUAUGAGAUUUAUAUGCAAGUUCUUAGAGCCUCAAGCACCUCAGCAUCUUUACAUACUACGAUGAUGGAUCAACAGAUAUUGAACAACUUCAAUGAUUCUCUGAUAAGUUGUCUCUGGGACCUAUUAUGCUGCAGUUCUAGCUUUAUGGGUUCAGUAAAAGAUGAAAUGCAAAUACUCUAUGCUGGAUUGAGAUUCUUCAGAAGCAUAUUAAGGGAGCCAAAGGAGCACAUGGAUGAGCUGAAUGAAAAAAUUGGAGCUCUCCUCACUGAGGCGGGGAUCAUAAUAUGCCUACUUUUGCUCAACAGAACGAAAGAAGGAGAGCCUGACUCCUUAGAGUCCACAAAGGCCCUUGAUUUUUAUGAUAUGUUGGUUAAUACCAAUAUUCAUAUCAAGCAUGUUAAGGAUCAGAUCAGUGGCUCAAGCAUUAUAGGGAGUCCUCCUUCCAAUCAUAGCUUCCAAGAACAAGGAGGUUGCAAGCCUUCCAGCCAUAUGCCAUCAGAAGGUAAGAAACCAAUAACCCAUGAAGUCAUGGUUGGUCUUGAUGACGAGGCAGAAAAAGUAAUUGAUCGACUUAUAAGCGGACAAGAACAUCUGGAAAUUGUUCCCGUUGUGGGAAUGGCAGGGCUUGGUAAGACAACUUUAGCCAAAAAAGUUUACAAUGACAAUUCAAUUAUCUAUAACUUCCACAUUCGUUUUUGGUGCACUGUUUCUCAAGAAUUUAACGUGAAAAAGUUGCUACUUCAAAUUUUGCACUCUGAUGGAGAGAAUGAAAAGCUCAAAUUUCUGGAUGAAGAUGAAUUGCUUCAAAAGCUCUAUCAAAAGCUGAAAGGAAAUAGGUAUCUCGUCGUUUUUGAUGAUAUCUGGGACAUCAGAGCAUGGAAUGAAUUGAGGUACUCGUUUCCAGAUAACAACAAGAGAAAUAGAAUCCUCUUCACUAGCCGAUUCUCUAAUGUGGCUUCACAGGUUGAAUAUGGUGGCCAACCUCACAAUCUUCGCCCGCUCACUGAAAAAGAGAGUUGCGAAUUACUGCAGAGGAAAGUAUUUGGAGAGGAAGAUUGUCCUCAACCACUAUGUGGAUUUGGGAUGGAAAUUGCCCAAAAAUGCAAGGGACUUCCCCUUACUGUUGUUGUUGUAGCUGGAAUUCUAGCAACUAUAGAGCAUGAGGUAUGGGCUUGGGAAAAAUUUUCUGAAAGUUUGACUUUGACCAUGGUGUCUAGCACAGAAUUGUGCAAGAAAUCAUUAGAGCUCAGUUAUGACUAUUUGCCAUAUCGUUUGAAGGUGUGCCUGCUUUAUUUUGCUGCAUUUCAAGAAGAUGAAAUAAUUGAUACGAAGAACUUGAUGCGUCUGUGGAUUGCAGAAGGGUUUGUGGAAAACGUUGAAGGAAAGAGAUUAGAAGACAUUGCCGAAGAAUAUAUGAUGGAUUUAAUUGGUCGAAACUUAGUUAUGAUAAGUGAACGUAGAUCCAGUGGUGGAGUCAAAUCUUGUUGCAUUCACGAUUUGUUAUUUGAGUUUUGUAAGAUCCAAGCCAAAGAAAAGAAUUUCCUUCAAGUGUUACGGGGAUUUGAUGAGCUUUCUACUUUCAAUGAGCCUCCCAACCUACCUCGAUUGUCCAUUUUUUCCAGUGGAGAAGAUUUCAUAAAGUCGAAACUGUUUUGUCCACAUUUACGGACUCUGCUAUUCUUCGAUCAGACCGCAGCAAGAUACUUUCAAUUGGCUGAUACCUCCUUUCCUUUCAGCAUCUACAAACGUCUUAAUGUUUUGAAGUUAGACCACAUUCACCUGAUGCAAGAGGAGCUUCCAGAAGAAGUUGAAUCACUUCUUAAUUUGAGGUAUCUAGCUAUUAGAGCUAAGAAUAUUCCACCAUCAAUAGCAAAGAUCUCAAAUUUGGAAACUUUUAGCUUGAAACAUUGUAGGGAAGUCACACUUCCAGGUACAAUCUGGAGCAUGAAAAAGUUGAGGCACCUACAUGUAAGGCCAGGCCCCGCGGUUAUUGGUCGUUUGCCCAAAGACAACGGGGUUGAAAACUCCUCCACUUUGCUCAACUUAGACACACUUUCCAAUCUGGAUCUUCCUUUUAAUCAAGAAGGAGAAAACAUAAUGAGGAAGAUUCAAAACAUCCGCAAAUUGAGAAUUUCCAGCACAAUGGCAGGAAGAAAUGUAUGCUGCAACAUGAGUCGAUUAGAAAGUUUGGAAUCACUCACCUUACUGUUGAUAGACCCCCUCCGUAAAGGCUCCUUGCUUGACUCCCUCCGUAGUCGGAACAUUGAGCUUUCUUUACCUAUGAGCUUAAAAAAGUUGCUCCUUGCCGGAUUGUUUCUCCCCUGUAGUAAAAUGCAGUUGAUUGAACAACUCCCCAAUCUUGAGGUCCUCAAGCUACACCAUGAUUCAUUGUAUGGAGGAAGUUGGGAACUGACUAAAGGAGGAUUCACUAAACUUCGGGUUUUGACUUUCUCCCAACUGGACAUUGUUGAGUGGACAGAGUCAGACCCUGAUAGUGAUGAUUAUUUCCCAUGCCUUCAGCAGUUAAACCUGGAAUUCAGUUGGAAGCUGGAAAAGUUCCCUUCUUGUUUAGAGCGUAUAUCAACUCUUGAAAAGAUUAAGAUGAAGCAUUGGAAAAGCAAUGACCACGACAGAGUUUUAUGUUUAGUACGUGGAAUUGAAGAGUCCCAGAGGAACUAUGGAAAUGAGAAUCUGAAGAUCAUCACCCAGAGGAUCUACUAG
Messenger RNA from Coffea eugenioides, 3588 nucleotides. RefSeq names its product putative late blight resistance protein homolog R1B-14. Bases 1 to 3588 code for a protein of 1195 amino acids. NCBI's taxonomy places the organism in Eukaryota, Viridiplantae, Streptophyta, Magnoliopsida, Gentianales, Rubiaceae. Gene Ontology annotation, biological process: defense response to other organism. The transcript has a single exon. Gene Ontology annotation, molecular function: ADP binding. The record is from RefSeq and is a predicted model, not a curated record.